CCGUUGCGAAAGGUUCGUUCGUGUUUGCGCUACGUGGCGUGUGUGUGACAAAGCAGAGUAGUGAAAAAAAACAGUGCCACAUCAUAGGAUAGCAGAUUUUUCUUCAUCAAAUACACAUAAAGAAAAAAAGAAACGGUUGCAAAAUUUAAUUUGUGAUUAAAAAUGCAAAAUUAUACAUAAAAAAGUUAGAUUUUCGUUGUGGAAAACGUUGGAAAAGCUGCAGUGAAAAAUGAUCUACUGCAAAGAAAUGUUGCCCCAAUUUGAGCCACGACGCAGCUGAAAAGUUUUCAUGCAGCAGUACUGAAAAUUUUUAGUGUACUAGGGUAAGAAAGGGCAGUAGCGUGAAGGAAUUUCCGCAGCAACGUAGGCAAAAGAAAAAAAAAAUGUGUGUUAAAAAAUUGUGUUAAAAGUAGUAAAAUUUGUGAAAAAAUAAAUAAAAACGAAGAAACAACCAUCAUAACCAGCAGCGAUCUAAAAUGUUAUAAGCUGCGAAAAACUACGAGCAUUAAUAAAAUUUUUAUACUGAAAAGAUAGCAAAUUCAAAGUGAAAAUAUAGUGAAAAUUCGUAAGAAAAAAUUUCGUGCUAAUUUUACACCGUGAAAGGGGCAAUGGAAAAUUUCUAAUGUGAAGAAGCAGAAAAAAUCAGUGGCAAAUUUAAAAUAAACAUUGAAAUAUGCAAAGUACAGUGAAUUUGUGAAUAAAGGCAGAAAAAGGAAAAACAAAUAAAACAACAACAACCAAAAAACUUCGUUUUGACUGCAAGCGAAUUCAGGCAGCAAAGGUAGAAAUAAUAAAUGGUGCAGCAAAAACUACAACAACCACAAAACGUACGAAAUAACAUUACGCACAAGCAAAUUGCAAAUUGCAGUGUAUUAACAACAACUAAAGUAGAAAAUAAAGAAAGUGUAAAGGAAGAUUUCAUAGCAAUACCAGUUACAAAGGAAACAAGUUUAUAAAAAAAGUUAUUAAAUAUUUACGCGUAUAAAGUAAACUCGUGCUUGACGUUUAAAUAAAUUCUAAAUACCAAUAUACUACUAGUACUACUACAACUACUAUUACUACUAUAACUACUCAUACAAACAAAAUAUAUAUGUAUAUAACCAAAUAAACUUAUCGCACUGAGGAAGUGCCGCGUAUUCAUUAGCUGUCAGUGGAAAAUCAACAAAUUACGGCCAUCAUCAUUCGCACAUUUCUGCACUUUCAAAGGACAACCGCAUAUUGCAACUAAAAUAUUCGCCGCAAUUGAAGUUCAAUAACCCAUUCUGCACGAUGUUAUAAUUGUACGGGUGUUAUUGUACAUUUGCGCAAGUGCGCAACCCCAAAAAACCGCUUCUGCUGAAACAUGCAAAAUUUCAUAGUGUGAAUGUUGGCAACGCUGGCGUGCCUCGGUGGUUUUGCCUGCAUUAGGACUAGCUGUCAGUUCCUAUCGAAAAAAUGCUAUCUUGACUAAUUAUCAAUAGCAAGCGAGCUUAAUUAAUUACAAAGAAAUAAUACAAAUGGUUUAUUGGUGUCCGAAUUGUCAUGAUGCCUCAGUCAUACCUCCAUUCUCCACACAGGGGAUGUCGGGGUGUGACCAAAGCACUGUCGAAUCAUUGGCCGAAGAUCCAACAGAUUCACCAUUCGUUGCCGAUGAGUGUCUCAAAGUACGCAAGUACUGGUGUUUUUUGCUCUCCAGCAUUUUUACCUUCCUUGCUGGUCUAUUUAUUGUGCUACUAUGGCGAGCGUUUGCAUUCAUUUGCUGUCGCAAGGAGCCCGAUUUGGGCCCCAACGAUCCCAAGCAGAAGGAGCAGAAGGCGUCACGCAACAAACAGGAAUUCGAAGGUACCUUUAUGACAGAAGCCAAAGACUGGGCUGGCGAGCUUAUAUCGGGACAAACAACAACAGGACGAAUUUUGGUCGUACUUGUAUUUAUACUCAGCAUUGCAUCACUCAUUAUUUACUUCGUGGAUGCAUCUAGCGAAGAAGUCGAAAGAUGUCAAAAAUGGAGUAAUAACAUUACUCAACAGAUCGAUCUCGCAUUCAAUAUAUUUUUUAUGGUUUACUUUUUUAUACGAUUCAUAGCGGCGUCCGAUAAACUUUGGUUUAUGUUAGAAAUGUACAGUUUUGUAGAUUAUUUUACAAUACCCCCGUCCUUUGUAUCAAUAUAUUUAGAUCGGACAUGGAUCGGUCUUCGAUUUCUUCGAGCGUUACGUCUCAUGACUGUACCGGAUAUUUUACAAUAUUUAAAUGUUCUAAAAACAUCGAGUUCGAUACGCUUGGCUCAACUAGUAUCAAUUUUUAUAUCAGUAUGGUUAACAGCAGCGGGCAUAAUACAUCUGCUGGAGAACUCUGGCGAUCCGCUGGAUUUUAAUAAUGCUCAUCGAUUAUCCUAUUGGACCUGUGUCUAUUUCCUAAUUGUGACCAUGUCAACGGUAGGAUAUGGUGACGUUUACUGUGAGACUGUAUUGGGAAGGACAUUUCUUGUGUUCUUUCUACUCGUCGGCUUGGCGAUUUUUGCAAGUUGUAUACCUGAGAUAAUAGACUUGAUUGGAACAAGAGCCAAAUAUGGGGGCACGUUAAAAAAUGAGAGGGGUCGAAGACAUAUUGUCGUUUGCGGACAUAUAACGUACGAGUCGGUGUCGCAUUUCUUAAAGGAUUUCCUGCACGAGGAUCGUGAAGAUGUGGAUGUGGAGGUUGUAUUUUUACAUCGCAAGGAGCCUGAUCUGGAGCUAGAAGGUCUGCUGAAGCGUCACUAUACGACAGUGGCGUUUUUUCAGGGCACCAUGAUGAAUGCCGUCGAUUUGGAGCGAGUCAAGGUACACGAAGCUGAUGCCUGCUUGGUACUGGCCAAUAAAUAUUGCCAAGAUCCCGAUGCUGAAGAUGCUGCCAAUAUUAUGCGAGUCAUCUCAAUUAAAAACUACAGCGAAGACAUACGAGUGAUUAUACAACUUAUGCAAUAUCAUAAUAAGGCUUAUUUACUAAACAUACCGUCAUGGGAUUGGAAACAGGGCGACGAUGUCAUUUGCUUGGCCGAACUUAAGCUUGGCUUUAUAGCGCAGAGUUGUCUCGCACCAGGCUUCUCAACUAUGAUGGCGAAUUUAUUUGCGAUGCGAUCAUUCAAAACUUCACCAGAUACACAGGCCUGGCAAAACGAUUAUCUCCAAGGUACCGGGUGUGAGAUGUACACCGAAACCCUCUCACCUUCAUUUACCGGCAUGACAUUCCCACAAGCCAGCGAACUGUGCUUUUCGAAACUGAAACUAUUGCUGGUGGCUAUCGAAAUCAAAGGUGCCGAAGAGGGUGCGGACAGCAAGAUAUCUAUAAAUCCGCGUAACGCAAAAAUACAGGCCAACACACAAGGCUUCUUUAUAGCGCAAAGUGCUGACGAAGUGAAGCGUGCCUGGUUCUAUUGCAAGGCCUGUCACGAGGACAUCAAAGAUGAAACGUUAAUCAAGAAGUGUAAAUGCAAAAACUAUGUGGGCAUGAUUAUGAUGCAGACCGGAAUGGUGAAUCAAGGCAUUACCUCAGUCCUUAACCAAAUGGAGGAUGAUUUCCAUCCAGCACCCACAUUUACGCCGCCAGAGCUGCCCAAGCGGGUGCAUGUGCGCGGAUCAGUAACGGGUGACAUGGCGCGCGAUAGAGAGGAUGUGAACCUCAUAAAUCGCAAUGGCCGUCGUACAAACGGCACCGGUAACGGUAGUACCGGCUUGCACAUGAACUCAAUAGCAGCAAAACAAGUUAACAAGGUGAAACCUACAAUUAACCGGCAACAGGUUGAAGGACAGGUGAUAUCACCAUCCCAGUACAACAGGCCGCCAGAAAACGAUGCUAACCCAUAUGCGGGCUAUCAACUCGCUUACGAAGUUAAAAAGCUCAUGCCGACCAGCCGAAGUUCCGGCGGGGGCACACAAAAUCAAAAUGGGGGCGUUACACUACCGGCCGGUAUUGCGGAUGAUCAAUCGAAAGAUUUCGAUUUUGAAAAGACCGAAAUGAAGUACGAUUCAACGGGCAUGUUCCACUGGAGUCCGGCUAAAAAUUUAGAAGACUGCAUACUGGAUCGCAAUCAAGCGGCAAUGACCGUUCUAAAUGGUCAUGUUGUCGUAUGCCUUUUUGCCGAUCCAGAUUCGCCGCUAAUCGGAUUGCGCAAUCUGGUGAUGCCAUUGCGCGCUUCUAACUUUCACUAUCACGAACUGAAGCAUGUGGUGAUAGUCGGUUCGGUGGAUUAUAUACGACGUGAAUGGAAGAUGUUACAGAAUUUGCCAAAGAUAUCGGUGUUAAACGGUUCGCCGCUAAGUCGCGCCGAUUUGCGUGCCGUAAACGUGAAUCUGUGCGAUAUGUGUUGUAUAUUGUCGGCGAAAGUUCCUAGCAACGACGAUCCGACGCUGGCCGAUAAGGAGGCCAUUCUAGCGUCGCUCAACAUCAAGGCAAUGACCUUUGACGAUACGAUCGGUGUACUGAGUCAACGUGGGCCCGAAUUCGAUAAUCUGAGCGCGACCGCUGGCAGCCCCAUUGUGCUGCAACGGCGCGGCUCUGUUUACGGCGCGAAUGUGCCCAUGAUAACAGAACUGGUCAACGAUAGUAACGUGCAGUUUCUCGAUCAAGACGAUGACGAUGAUCCGGAUACGGAGCUAUAUCUGACGCAGCCGUUCGCCUGCGGCACCGCCUUCGCCGUUAGUGUUCUCGACUCGCUGAUGUCGACGACGUACUUUAAUCAAAACGCUUUAACGUUAAUCCGCUCACUAAUCACCGGCGGCGCUACACCAGAGCUGGAACUCAUACUCGCCGAAGGUGCUGGUCUGCGUGGCGGCUACAGCACCGUUGAUAGUCUUAGCAAUCGUGACAGAUGUCGUGUUGGCCAAAUUUCCCUGUAUGAUGGUCCAUUGGCACAAUUCGGCGAAUGCGGCAAGUAUGGUGAUCUGUUUGUGGCGGCUCUUAAAUCGUACGGCAUGCUUUGUAUUGGUCUCUACCGAUUUCGGGACACGAGUUCGAGUUGUGAUGCAAGUAGCAAACGUUACGUUAUAACGAACCCACCCGAUGAUUUUUCACUACUGCCAACAGAUCAGGUUUUCGUACUAAUGCAAUUCGAUCCGGGCUUAGAGUAUAAACCGGCCGCUGUGCGUGCGCCACCUGGCGGUCGUGCUGCCAACACACAAGGCUCCGGGGUCGGUGGGGGUGGUUCAAACAAGGAUGAUAACUCUUGAUUGUUACUGUGUAGCGCCUUAACUGAUGGUCCUUACUCGUACAUUUGAACGAUGGAGCAAGCAAUCGGGUACAAAAUAGCGCAUUUCUGGCAAUUAAUAAUCGGCAAAAUAUGGCAAAAACUACGUGCGGCAAUGCAAAAUGUAUCCAACCAAAAGUAUUAACAAAUGAAUUAAAAAUUGGCAAUAAGAAAAAAACGAAAACAGCAAAUGCCGCAGCUGAAAACUAAUUGUAAAUUGAAGAAAAAGUAUGUGAAAAAAUUAUGUAUUUAAGAGGCCAAGUAAAUGCGCUAUUUUGUACGUUUAUAUUUGCACAGACAUUCGCCAAUGCAAACCUCAUGGAAAACAAAACCCAACCAACUAAAUGAGGGAUGCAACAAAAGUCGUUUGAAUUCAUACUCAAUUGGAAGCAAAUGUCUUUGCAAAUAUAAAAAUUAAACUCCAGCAAAGAAAGUAUACGAUGAUUCAAUAUUGGAUCGGUAAGAGUAAAUUCCAUCGUUCAAAUGGUAAAAAGAUUGCUUCCCACACCAUUCCGCAAAGCCCUAACUACGUAAUUAAUUUUUCCAAAAACUUAUUAACAAUCUCUAAGUGAAUUGAAAAAGUUGAUUUAUUUAAUUUUAAUUUAUUCUUUUCAGUUUUAAAUUAAUUUUUGUAAUUAAUUGUAAUUUAGCUUUAAAUUUUAAUAUAUUUUUGUUUUCGAUAAUAUUCACUGCACUCACAUCCAGCGUCCCUAAAUUUAAAGACCUAUUUUGUAGCUUACAACUAGUUUAGUUUUGAAACUUUUCAAAUUAUUGCUUAUAUCUCCAAAAAAAAUUAGGAUUAUACGAACUUUUCUAUGAUUAAGUUUUGGUUUAAGUAAAGUUGAAUAUAUAAAUGUGCGUAUGUGUGUAACUUUAUAUGCAAUCUUGUGUUGUUAUUCUGCAUAUUAUUUGUUGUUGCAUACGUCAGAAUACUUCGUAAUUAAAAUAGAAACACACAAAAGAUCGCUUUUCCCAAUCUUUCGACAUAUUUGAAUAUAGGUAUUUGAGCUCCUAAAAGUAUACUAAACUGAUGUCCUAAAGGUAUAUUAAACUGAUGAGAGCGAAGUAUUUGGGUAUCAAAACAAUAUUUUCAGUCAAAGAUAUUUGUAUUUAAAAAAAAAAAAAAUUGAUUUAGAAGAAGUCCGUGGCUGUAUUUUCUACAAUUUCGUAGCACAAGGUAUCCACUCAAGUAUACAAUUAUUGAAAACCAAACCUUGGAAAAGUGUGCAACAAAAUUUGUCUCCCAUAUUCAAAUUAUUUUUUAGCAUUAUUAUUUAGUGUUUCAUUUCAGCAAAAAGUACUACUACAUAUUUUUGAAAGGUAAGAGGCCGAAGUGCGUUAAGGGUUUUCCUUUCGAAAUAAAGAAAACAUUACAUUUUUGUUUCAAUUUUUUUUUUGUGGGUGUGGUAGGGUUCAAAAUGUCUUCGCUCUUACAGUGCCCGUCGUCUACUGCCUCUCCUCUCCUUCUAGGGGGACUCCCUUCCCGGGACUAUUUCCUGCAUAACUUCAAGAGGACCCAGAACGGCAUUCAUUAAAGACCAAUUCUAUUCACCCACGUCCAGGUCCACGGUAUUUAUAGCCAGCUUUCUUACUAUAUCGUCUUCUUGUGCCUCUGUCUGUGAGACAUCGCUUUUUUGCACUGUGUCGAGGCCUACGUAUUUUUUUCCGAAGUAUGUCCUCGAUGUAUCUCUUUACCGCGUUCCAGCUGUCCUCGCGUUCGAUCAUUUUGCUGAUUAUAUUGCUCGGCGCGAUGUCGCCAAUCUGCAUCCUCGGAGCAUCUCUUUCCGCGAGCUAAAAAAUUAGCUUUAUUCACCGAUUUUCAACCUCUAUAUAAAUAUUAGAAAAUUAAGCGAUCUUCUGUGUGUGUAUUUCAAAUAAAUUUAAAAAUUUUAGACACAAUCCAAUUUUUCUUAUUUUUUUAUUUAAUUAUUGUUCACUUUUAUUUAUACUUUUAAAGCAUACCCCUAUUUCAUUGUCAUUAUAAUUCUUUAAUAUUACAUUAUUUAAAAAAAUAUAUAUUAAUUUCAGAU
This is a messenger RNA of Anastrepha ludens (Mexican fruit fly), 7227 nucleotides long. RefSeq names its product calcium-activated potassium channel slowpoke (gene slo). Lineage: Eukaryota; Metazoa; Arthropoda; Insecta; Diptera; Tephritidae. The record is from RefSeq and is a predicted model, not a curated record. Gene Ontology annotation, biological process: potassium ion transport; transmembrane transport. The transcript has 27 exons. Gene Ontology annotation, cellular component: postsynaptic membrane. Gene Ontology annotation, molecular function: large conductance calcium-activated potassium channel activity. Bases 1497 to 5180 code for a protein of 1227 amino acids.